Piliocolobus tephrosceles (Ugandan red Colobus) is the source of this 2674-nucleotide messenger RNA. It is a transcript of the gene VSTM4, whose product is annotated as V-set and transmembrane domain containing 4. The coding region runs from base 23 to 985 and encodes 320 amino acids. NCBI's taxonomy places the organism in Eukaryota, Metazoa, Chordata, Mammalia, Primates, Cercopithecidae. The transcript has 8 exons. Gene Ontology annotation, cellular component: membrane. The record is from RefSeq and is a predicted model, not a curated record.
AGCGCCGGGCGGCGGCGGGGAGAUGCGGCUGCUGGCACUGGCGGCGGCCGCGCUGCUGGCGCGGGCUCCGGCUCCGGAGGUCUGUGCGGCCCUCAAUGUCACUGUGUCUCCGGGGCCCGUGGUUGACUACCUGGAGGGACAGAAUGCCACUCUCCUCUGCCACGUCUCCCAGAAGAGGCGGAAGGACAGCUUGCUGGCCGUGCGCUGGUUCUUUGCACACUCCUCCAACUCCCAGGAGGCCUUGAUGGUGAAGAUGACCAAGCUCCGGAUGGUGCAGUACUAUGGGAAUUUUAGCCGCAGCGCCAAACGGCAGAGGCUGCGCCUGCUGGAGGAGCAGCGGGGGACGCUCUACAGGCUCUCCGUCUUGACACUGCAGCCCUCUGAUCAAGGGCAUUACGUCUGCAAAGUGCAGGAAAUCAGCAGGCACAGGAACAAGUGGACGGCCUGGUCCAACGGCUCCUCAGCCACAGAAAUGAGAGUCAUUUCCCUCAAAGCUUCUGAAGAGUCAUCCUUUGAGAAAACGAAAGAAACUUGGGCAUUUUUUGAAGAUAUCUACGUGUAUGCUGUCCUCGUGUGCUGCGUGGGGAUCCUCAGCAUUCUACUCUUCAUGCUGGUCAUCAUCUGGCAGUCUGUGUUUAACAAGCGGAAAUCCAGAGUGAGACAUUAUUUGGUGAAAUGCCCUCAGAACAGCUCAGGGGAGACUGUCACUAGCGUGACCAGCUUGGCCCCACUACAGCCCAAGAAGGGCAAGAGGCAGAAGGAGAAGCCUGACAUUCCUCCUGCAGUCCCUGCCAAAGCUCCGAUAGCCCCCACGUUCCAUAAACCGAAGUUGCUGAAACCACAGAGAAAAGUCACCCUGCCAAAGAUUGCUGAGGAAAACUUAACCUAUGCCGAGCUGGAGCUGAUCAAACCCCACCAGGCUGCCAAAGGCGCCCCCACCAGCACUGUCUACGCCCAGAUCCUCUUCGAGGAGAACAAGCUGUAGCACCGCAUCCUCCUCCAAGGUUCUAUUUAAUGCCUGCCACCCAGUGAUUUAUGAAGCCUUGGAGACAAAGCCCUUAUUUCUAUAUUUUCACUCGUGCCUUCUGAGUGGUGGGGAGCCCCCUUUUCAGCCACAUUCUGGGUGCUUUCGAAGAGGUACAAGGCUGCUCUCCCCAAAAGAAUAGGGGCCACGGAUCUUGACAGAUCUCCCGGGACAAGAUGCACCUGGGCCUGAGCCUUGAGCGUAAGGACUCUGAUCCUGAGAGCAGCCAAAGAGAUUUUCUGCUGAGCCAAACCCCUUCACAUUUUCUUCCUCUUUCCCUAGGUUUUCUUUAAAAUCGUUUUUAAAUCUUAAUUCUACUCUCUACUCUUCCUGUAUCUGUGAUACAAGCUCAUAGUAUAUAGCUAGAGGAAAUACCAUUAUGGACCCAACUGUAAGAUGGCACACAUGUUGGUUUUCCAAGGAUCAGAUGGCAUUGCCAGCACCGCCUGAGAUGACAUCUCUUGUUAUAAAUAGAUGCACUGACCCUGGAGAUUAAAGCCAGAGGGGCAGACUGACCAGAAGUAUAAGGUCUGUCUCUGAAUGCCAUGGUGCCCACCUAUGAGACCCUGAGAUCGCAGGACAAGAAGAACACCAUUCUAGAGGGCUUUCAUCCCUUUGGCAAAGUGGACCUGUAGUGAUAGAGAAAUGUACUCUCUGAGAAGUGCUUACUCACCCUUUUCCAAAGGAGCAGAGGUGUUGGCCAUCAGGAGCCACACUGGAGCGCAUGGGCCUCUUCACUGUGUGCCAAGCUCAGUCACAUCUGAUUCAGCACUUGAGGGUGUCUGCUGCCGGGUGCCCUCAGGGUAGGAGAGUGGGAAGUACACGCCAAGCUGGAAAGUGUAUUCUGAAGACUUUCCUCUUGCCAAGUGCCUUGCCCAUUGCAACCUUGUGUGUGAAUUCUAAUGGGUUCGAAUGGGGGUCAGGGGUGCAUGGGGAAGUUGUUCUGUGGACCUGUGGGACACAGGAAUCUUGGACUCACUGGCAGAGAAUCCAUUCUGGAAGCAUCAUCCUGUCAACUGCGUUGUUGAGGACAUUUCUUGAUGUGUGAGUGUAGUCUGGGUGGCUAUUUACUGCACACUAUAGAAAUCGUUUGACUAUGUAGUGGACCAUUUGUAUAUGAUAAAUUAUCUAUUUUAAACACAGCUGGGAUAUGAGUUGUGCCCUCUAUAUAGCUGUGUGAACUUGACUGAGUUUCUUAUCACCUAAUAAUCUCAGACUCCAUGUUUGUGUAAAGAUGACUUAACUUCCCAUAGAAUUCUUGAGGGUAAAAUGGGGUAAUGAAUCUUGCCAGGUUCUAGAAACUGUAAAUUGCUACAUAAAUGCUCCGUGUUGACAUUCAUGCUAAAGCCAGUCUGCAUUUUCAAAAUGAAAAUUUCUUCACUAUUUAAGGCUUUCAUUGCAAUAACUUUAAAAAGCAAAUAUUUGUCCACCAACUUAGCCCUACAGUAAUGUUCCCGAAGACUCAUGAAAGUUUAUGAUUUAUUGGAAAGGAUCCAAAUUGGAAGCAGAUAUUGAUUUUCUGGGAGCAAACCGGUCUGCCGUUACAAAGUGGAAGUUCACCCUCUGUGGAUGACACCUGUGUCUCCUUCCUCCCUCUCUGCCAGAUCUCAAAGGCAGUGAAUAAACCAUGCAGCUUUUGAGGAAGAAAGA